AUGAAUCCUUGGGCAAUCAGGUUGCUGUGGUUGCUGUCUGCAACGCUGGUUUUUGUUGCAGGCAGAAGCAGAAAUGGUUUCAUAGAUCCUUACGAGAAAGUAAUAAUCUAUAACGAUUUGGAAGAAAGGCAGGAUCUGACCAUCCAUUGCAAAUCCAAGGACGACGACCUCGGCGUACAUGUUCUUUCAUACGGGGAAUCCUAUGAUUUCGAAUUCAUACCACGGUUGUUCGGGCGGACCUUGUUUUUCUGCCGCAUGACAUUUAAUGGAAAAUCGCAUUGGUUCGACGUUUACGAGGGAUAUAGGGAUGGGGAAGCGAAUUUUGGUUGCCAAGAAACCGAUAAUUGCGAGUGGAAUCUGGUGUCGGCAACUAAAUUCACAUCUGCUGGUGUUUGCAUGUCUAUUGUGUUUUAUCUUUAA
Molecule: messenger RNA, 420 nt
Organism: Hibiscus syriacus
Lineage: Eukaryota; Viridiplantae; Streptophyta; Magnoliopsida; Malvales; Malvaceae
Product: S-protein homolog 2-like
Exons: 2
Coding region: 1-420 (139 amino acids)
Source: RefSeq, a predicted model, not a curated record